AUAGGAUGUCUGUCUGCAAUCUCUAUUGCAAAGGAGGAAGAAACUAAAUUAGGCACUGUUAUUGGAAUUGAUCUUGGGACAACUUAUUCUUGUGUUGGUGUUUACAAGAAUGGGCAUGUUGAAAUCAUAGCAAAUGAUCAAGGAAAUCGUAUUACACCGUCUUGGGUUGCAUUCACUGACAAGGAAAGACUGAUUGGUGAGGCUGCAAAGAACCAGGCAGUAGUAAACGCCGAGAGAACCAUAUUUGAUGUUAAGAGACUCAUUGGAAGAAGGUAAUGCACAGUUUUCUAAGCACAUCUGCUUGGUUUAUAUCAUAUGAAAUUGCGCUAAUAGUUUCCUUGUUGACAGGUUUGAGGAUCAGGAGGUUCAGAAGGAUGUGAAGCUGGUUCCAUACAAGAUUGUGAACAAGGAUGGGAAACCUUAUGUACAAGUCAAAAUCAGGGAUGCGGAAGUUAAAGUCUUCAGCCCCGAGGAGAUCAGCGCAAUGGUUCUAACAAAGAUGAAGGAGACAGCUGAAGCAUUCCUUGGAAAGGAGAUUAAAGAUGCGGUAGUUACAGUUCCUGGUAUGUGGUUAUUCAUCGAAACAUAGUUUGAUCUGUUGUAUCACACAUGCCCGCCACAUUUUAACGUGCUAAUUGAUAUCAUGCAUACUUUAACCUGAUUGAUUUCUUGCAGCAUACUUCAACAAUGCUCAAAGGGAGGCUACCAGAGAUGCAGGUAUUAUUGCCGGACUUGAUGUUGCAAGAAUUAUCAAUGAACCAACUGCUGCAGCUAUUGCUUAUGGACUGGACAAGCAAGACGAGGAGAAGAACAUCCUUGUUUUUGACCUUGGUGGUGGGACAUUUGAUGUCAGUAUCUUGACCAUUGAUAACGGCGUGUUUGAGGUUCUAUCCACUAAUGGUGACACCCAUCUGGGAGGUGAGGAUUUUGAUCAGAGGGUCAUGGAAUACUUCAUCAAGCUGAUAAAGAAGAAGCAUGGAAAAGACAUAAGCAAGGAUUACAGAGCUUUGGGAAAGCUCAGAAGAGAGUGUGAACGUGCCAAGAGGGCAUUGAGCAGUCAACACCAGGUCCGAGUUGAGAUUGAAUCUCUCUUCGACGGGACUGAUUUCUCCGAGCCAUUGACCCGUGCUCGCUUUGAGGAGCUGAACAAUGACCUCUUUAGGAGGACAAUGGGACCUGUGAAGAAGGCUAUGGAAGAUGCCAGACAGAUUGGAGAAGAACCAAAUUCACGAGAUUGUACUUGUUGGUGGAAGCACCCGAAUCCCAAAGGUUCAACAGCUUCUCAAGGAAUACUUCAACGGCAAGGAGCCUAACAAGGGUGUGAACCCAGACGAAGCAGUUGCAUAUGGUGCUGCUGUACAAGGUGGAAUUCUAAGCGGAGAAGGUGGUGAUGAAACUAAAAAUGUUCUUCUAAUUGAUGUCACCCCACUUACCCUUGGUAUUGAAACUGUGGGUGGAGUGAUGACCAAACUGAUUCCUAGAAACACUGGGAUUCCAACCAAGAAGUCCCAAGUUUUCACUACUUACCAGGAUCAACAGACCAUCGUCUCCAUUCAGGUACUUAUUUAGUUGCCAUUAAGUAAUAAACACAACUAGCAGACAUGUUUUUUUAUCUUGCCAUGUUUCUUGAUACCAAAUGUGUUUUCUGCAAUAUAUAUUUGACAGAUUUUUGAAGGUGAGAGGAGUCUUACCAAGGACAACAGACAUCUUGGAAAGUUUGAUCUUACUGGAAUUCCACCAGCUUCAAGGUUUGGUAUCUGCUCAUCUCUCCCCCAAAUUUUAUUAAUAUAAAUAUUAUCUCAAAUUUUAUUUUUAAUGAGGGGUGUGAUAAAACCUGCAUUCCAUUAGUUAGCAAAAUAAAAGCAACCUAAAACCAGAAGUAAAUCUAGAUGCUCCAAAAUGAUCCUAGAAACAGUUUUUUAGAGGCUGGGGAGAGCAGAAGCUAGCAAACCGAUUCUGGUUCUGCUUUUAAAAAAGAAGAAUGAAAGAAUCAAUACCAAACACCCCUAUCAUGCUUGACCGACUGAAUCAUUGAACAGGGGAACCCCACAAAUUGAAGUGACAUUUGAGGUAGACGCAAAUGGGAUAUUGAAUGUGAAAGCUGAAGACAAGGGGACUGGGAAAUUAGAGAAGAUAACCAUCACCAAUGAGAAGGGGCGGCUGAGUCAGGAAGAUAUUGACCGCCUAGUUCGUGAAGCGGAAGAGUUCGCCGAGGAAGAUAAGAAAAUGAAGGAGAAGAUUGACGCCCGCAAUAGUCUGGAAACGUACGUUUACAACACGAAGAACCAAAUCAGUGACAAGGACAAGCUUGCAGAUAAGCUUGAGUCUGAUGAGAAGGAGAAGAUCGAUACUGCAGUGAAGGAGGCCCUUGAGUGGUUAGAUGACAACCAGACUGCUGAAAAGGAGGACUAUGAUGAAAAGCUUAAAGAGGUUGAGGCUGUUUGCAAUCCUAUCAAUUCCUCUGUCUACGGAAGAUCAGGCGGCGGCCCGGGUGGUGGAGCGUCUGAAGAACAAAAAGCAAUGCAAUAUCGGACUAAAUUUAAGCAGAGUAAUGCUACUAGCAGC
This is a messenger RNA of Cuscuta europaea, 2565 nucleotides long. The record is from the annotation of a GenBank genome assembly. Lineage: Eukaryota; Viridiplantae; Streptophyta; Magnoliopsida; Solanales; Convolvulaceae.